This is a messenger RNA of Branchiostoma floridae (Florida lancelet), 3528 nucleotides long. Its product is annotated as malignant fibrous histiocytoma-amplified sequence 1 homolog. The transcript is spliced from 18 exons. NCBI's taxonomy places the organism in Eukaryota, Metazoa, Chordata, Leptocardii, Amphioxiformes, Branchiostomatidae. The record is from RefSeq and is a predicted model, not a curated record. The coding region runs from base 7 to 3528 and encodes 1173 amino acids. Gene Ontology annotation, molecular function: protein binding.
CAGACCAUGGCAACCCAGAUGAGAAUAUCGGAAUGGACAGGCCGACAUCUGCAAAUAAAGGAGAAGCUGUUCCAGAAUGGGCAGGCCAGCUGGCCAGAUGCAGAUUAUUACAUGCAGAUGUCAAACUGGACACAGCUGGAGAAGCUGGAGUUCCCAGACUGCAGUUUCGAGUGGAAGUCUCUGACAGACGGAACAUACAGUCUGGCGAUAAAGAGUAAGGACCCGCCCUGCAUCCCUGACUUCUUAAAGAACGACCCGCGGACCCUGAAGGUGUCUCAGCUGCACCUGUCCGUCAACAGGAUGAAGAAGAUACCUGCCGGCAUCAGCAUCUUCUCACAGGUUACAGAUGUCAAAUUGGAUCGGAACAAGCUGAAGAGUCUCACACAAGAAUUCACUGAGUUGAAGAAGAUCAAGAAUCUGGAUCUGGGAAACAACGUCUUCAAGACCUUUCCUGCACAAAUCAAGGAAUUCCGUGAACUGGAAGUCCUGCGCUUCUCUGUGAACCAGGUGGAGGAGAUUCCUCCAGGUGUGUUCCCGUGUCUUCCAAAGAUGAAGAACCUGCGGAUCGGCUCCAACAGGCUGAAGACUCUGCCCGAGGACCUGGUGAGUCUGGAGAGGCUGGAGUAUCUGAAGAUCUCCAGUAACAAGUUCACCAUGUUCCCCCCGCAACUCCUGCAGCUGCCCAGAAUCAGGCAGGUCUGUCUCUCCGCCAACAAGAUCACCGAGGUUCCCCUGGAGUUUUUCGACAAGCCACUGGAACUCUUCCAGGCAGAGGACAACCCCCUGUCAGAGCCUCCACAGGAAGUCUGCAUCCAAGGUAUAAUUGCAAUCAAGCAGUACUGCCAGUCACUGAAGGCUGGAGUCACCGAGGACAGGCGUAUGAAACUGAUGCUGUUGGGAGAUACAGGUGCAGGAAAGACCAGCCUGUGUCUGUCCCUGAAGACGGGUCAGUCAAACCUGGUGGACAUCCAGGACCGAACACACGGCAUCGACAGGCAUGACAUCACCGAGGGUGACGUGACGUUCCUUACCUGGGACUUUGCAGGUCAGCAGGACUACCUGGUCACUCAUCCUGUCUUCAUCACCAAGGAUGCCCUGGUGCUGCUGGUGGUCAACUUGGAGACAUACAGGCUUGGGGAUGAAAAGUCGUACAGGAGGCACGUUGGUGUGUGGAUCGACAACAUCGCCAUGAGAGUUCCCAACGCUGCCGUGCUCGUGGUCGGGACACAUCUGGACAGGGUUACUGCGGAAGACGCUCAAGAAAAGCUGGCUGACAUUCUCAAGAAGAUCGAGAAGGAGCAAGACAAGAGACUGAAAACAAUUGAGAGGCACAUCUCCCAGCUGAAGAGGAAGCUGGACCAGCCCGGCAGCAGGACUGAUGCUGAUGUGGUGAUGGAUCUGCUGGCUAACCUGGAGGAGAAGCAGGGAGUCAGACUCAGGGUCCACCCCCAGGGACUCCCCCUCAGCUCUGCCCCAGGACUGCAAGGGUUCGACAGCUUCAAGCAGACCGUGAGCCAUCUCGCACAAACCUACCUACAACAGGCUUGGAGGAAGAUUCCGACCUCCUGGACAAAAGUGGAGAAUCUGAUGAAGCCUUCCCAAAAGGGAAGAAGUGCAGAACCUGACACAGGACCUGGUGUGAUUGACAUUGACGAAGCUGUGGACGACAUCCUCCAUUUUACAGACGUGAAGACCCGUCAUGAGGCGAAGGUCGUCUUGAAGUACCUCCAUGGCCUCGGGCUGCUCAUCUGGUACAGCGAGAUCGACUGUCUCAAGACGUACGUCUUCGUGGACCCGGCUGUGCUCGUGGCUGUCUUCAAGGUGGUGAUCCGAGAUGGACUUCAGGAGGAGCUGGCCAGCAUCACCAUGGACCAGAUGGCAGAUGAAGGGAUGAUGUCCACUAAGUUUAAGGUAGGUCUGGACAAUUUGGAAAACAUUCAAUUCAUGCACAAGUCCCUGUGUGUGAAGUAUGACAGAUUGAUUAUGAAAAUGAGAUUGAAUUCUGUUUUUAAAUGCCGACUUCAGAACCAGCUGAAGAAGUUCCAGAGGAAGGCUCUACUCGACCACAGAAUCUUGACUAUCCUGUGGAAGAAAGCAAAAGACAACAAGAUGCUGAAUGUUCCUGAAGACGUGCAGCUUCUGGUGAAUGUUCUUGAACAGUUCCAGCUGUGUUUCACCUACACCCCUCCUGAACCUGACAUGCUCAACCCAGCAGCGCCGGCAUUCCAUCCAGGGUCGCCAUGGGCCCCGCCUAGCAACAAGCCCCCCGUGAGCCCAGACCAGCUGAGAAAAAGCACCAUGUACCUGUUUCCCUGCUACCUGCACGACACCCUCCCCUCAGACGAGUGGUCCGACCCAUGCCCAACAGACCAGGAGCAGAUCAGGGUCGGGCUGACGUUUUUCCCGGAGGUUCCUUACGGGUUUUUCGAGCGUCUGUGCGUGUGCCUGCACCAGCUGUGCCCGGGCCUGAAGCUGUGGAGGGACUCCGCCAAGCUGUGCCAGAACAACGUCAGCAUGGUCGUCAGGAAACACCAGGGUUGCCAUGGUGACAGCACUGUCAGCGAACUGCAGGACGUCUGGAACGACCCCACCAUCGAGAUGGUCGCCAGGGGCAACAAACCUGACCCUGCGGACCCUACCCCCCGUGACCCCCUGUGGGACCCUGUCCUGCGUGUGCUGGUUGUUGAUUUCGCCCAGUCCCUCCUGACCCUGUGGCCGGGUGUGAACAUCGACAUGUUCUCCCUCUGCCCCCGCUGUGAGCCGGACAAUGCUGAGGUGUUCGAGGUCCCCUUGCCUGUCAAACUGGAGAGUGACGAGGGCCAGGCCACGUACUGUGAAACUUGUGAGGACUCCGUCCCCCGCGCUCUGGUCUAUCCUGUAGGAACUGCAAACCCUGCGGCGGAGACCCUGAGCCAGUAUCCGCUCGUCAACAACAAGUCGUACUUCUACACCUACAACAUCCACAACUCGUCGCUAAGCAACUGUCAGGUGGGCAACAAGAACAACCAGGUGCAGACUGGCCCCACCCAAGGGGGGCUUGCCGGACAGGCCACAGGGGGAACAACCCCCCCAGCUGCAUCAUCAUACAGGGGGGGUGCCACAACUCCACCCACACCAUCGUACAGGGGGGGUGCCACAACUCCACCUGGAUCAUCCCACAGGGGGGGUCCACCAGGAUAUGCCAAUAGGGGGGACACCUGCCCUCUUUCAUCUGCUCACAGGGGGGGUGCCACAACCUCACCUGAAGCGUCCUAUAGGGGGGGUACCAACAUGGCUCCACAACCCUUGUAUGCUGAUGAGAACAUCCCACAGUUACAGCCUCCGUACCAACCUCCUGUAUACAGGGACAGCAUGUUGUACAGCCAACCAAUGCCAGCGUACAACCAACCCACAUCUUACAACCAACCACUGUCGCUGGCACCCCACAGUAGACUGAGUAAUCUGGCCCGGAACAUGGGCAGCCUUCGUCUCCAGCUGGAACAAGGCAAGUACAGGGGAUAUUUGCGUAUGCAGGUUGCUUACGCUUGA